Messenger RNA from Helicoverpa armigera (cotton bollworm), 915 nucleotides. RefSeq names its product circadian clock-controlled protein daywake. NCBI's taxonomy places the organism in Eukaryota, Metazoa, Arthropoda, Insecta, Lepidoptera, Noctuidae. The record is from RefSeq and is a predicted model, not a curated record. The coding region runs from base 87 to 818 and encodes 243 amino acids. The transcript is spliced from 5 exons.
AGAAACAGCUUAAUUCUGCAAGACAAUCCGUAUACACAUCAGUAUAGGUCUUGACAUCAACAGUGCUUAACGACUUUUUAGUCAAAAUGUUUAAAAUAAAAGUUUUUUCUUCAUUAGUUUUAUUGGUAGCUCUUUUAAAUGGAAGUUCGUCUAAAGUUGCGCCCUCCUACAUCCAAACAUGUCCUGGUCUAAAGUCAGAUUGUUUGAAGAAAGUAGUGCAAGAAACAUUGCCUCUAUUCUCAAAGGGUAUUCCUGAACUAGGGGUCGACUCUAUUGACCCCUUGAGGCAAGAUAAUGUUAACCUGGUUCUCCCAGGAGGUUUCAAAGUGGAGUUCCGUAAUGGAACUAUGACUGGAUUAAGGAAGUGUACUAUUGAUUCUGUGUCAUACAAAAAUGAUGCAGCAGAUUUGAAGAUGCAUUGUGAUCUGACUAUCAAGGGAAUGUACAAAGCAUCCGGAAGAAUACUGAUAGUAUCCAUAAAUGGUGAUGGAAACGCUAAAAUUAAAAUAAAAAAUGCAAGCCUUCACGCAAAAAUUAAGUUCGCUGAUAACGUGCGUGAUGGAGUUAAGUAUUACGAAGUAAAAACUAUUAACAUUAAACAAGAUUAUGGAGACAAGGUUACAUUCAGUUUGACGAAUCUAUUCAAAGGAAAUCCUGAAUUGAGUGAAGCUGUCUUGCAGUUUUUAAACCAGAACUGGAAACAAAUCGCCGAGGAGUUUGGUCAACCCCUCGUGGAUAAGCUGGUUGAAAUCGUUUACAAUAUUGUCAAGCGGUUCUUUGAAGCUGUUCCUAAAGAUGAGUUGUUCGUUGAAGAAUAAGUGCAAAGAAUGAUAGUGAUUUUGUAGAUAUAAGGACUUUUAUGUAGGUUACGUGUUAAGUCAGUUGUAAGAUCAUAAAAAAUAAUUUAAAUGUUAA